AUAAACGUACAUUAUCAGGAAAUAUAAUCAUCAUUCGCGGACGGAGGGAGUUCAGUGCGAUAAGUCAACUGUUUCAAUCUUCAUCAUGAGAUUUUCAUCUAUUGUACUGCUAUUCUUCGGCUUGAUCAUCACAACCCACGCCAAAAGCAUCCUCAAUAUUCCAAUCGGCGGAGCAGAUGAAUCCCAAGAUGAAUCCUCACCGAUGGAAGAUAUUCAGUUCUUCUUAGGUCAACUUCAACCUAUCUGUUACAACAGGACCGGUUCAAAUGAUACGUACAAAGCCAUAGCUUCCCAUUUUUAUGCACUGCCAAUCUGUGUGCUGAUGAAUUUGGAUCUCAAGGAUUUUGUGGAAGAUGCAGAGCGCUUGAACUCCGUCACUCGACAUUAUUUCUUUCCCAAGUACUGUCCCAAGCUUCGCAGUACCUUACAAUGCGUUGAACCGCUGUUGAGAGAAAUGCGCAAAUGUGGCGACGAGGAUGACGUUUUUGUAUUGAGAGCUGUAAGUCACGCCUUGCCAGAGAUAAUCGAUUUGAUAUGUGACAAGAAUGGAGACAUUCUGUUUGUGGAAAAUACGGACUACAACACGUGCCUAAAUGGUAUAACCGAUUAUUUCACCCAAUGCAAUGCAACAUUUUCGAAUGCAACCUAUGCGAUGGAUUCCUCCAAUUACGGUCCGGAACAGUGCGAAGAGCUAGUGAACUUUCGGAAGUGUUUGGAGAAUAAAAUGAACCUUUGCAAUGGACCCCGACUGAUGGAUGUGUUCGAUGUGCUCUAUCGGGCAAUGGUCAGUGCUAGCCCGUGCAGUAAUUUCAUUAUUCUACCUGGUCAGAAGGAGGACAAUGCUGGUGAAGAUGAUGGAUCUCCAAUUCGUCAUUUCUGAUAUGUUUGUUGAGUGGCUACAACAUUAACUUUCUUUUGACUCUCAUGACAUACAAAUCUUUUCACUCAUA
Aedes albopictus (Asian tiger mosquito) is the source of this 950-nucleotide messenger RNA. RefSeq lists its product as uncharacterized. The transcript is spliced from 4 exons. The record is from RefSeq and is a predicted model, not a curated record. Bases 86 to 880 code for a protein of 264 amino acids. NCBI's taxonomy places the organism in Eukaryota, Metazoa, Arthropoda, Insecta, Diptera, Culicidae.